This is a messenger RNA of Sinocyclocheilus rhinocerous, 516 nucleotides long. RefSeq names its product large subunit GTPase 1 homolog. Gene Ontology annotation, biological process: ribosomal subunit export from nucleus. The annotation marks the transcript as partial. Gene Ontology annotation, cellular component: cytosol. Gene Ontology annotation, molecular function: GTPase activity. The transcript has 5 exons. The record is from RefSeq and is a predicted model, not a curated record. Lineage: Eukaryota; Metazoa; Chordata; Actinopteri; Cypriniformes; Cyprinidae.
UUGCUUUCUGCUGAGGAGUCCACACGACUGAAGAAACUCCAUGAGGACAACAAACAGUUCUUACGAAUUCCCAGAAGGCCUCCUUGGGACGAGAGCACAAGCCCUGAGGUUCUGCAGCAAAACGAGAGGGACAGUUUCCUUUUAUGGAGAAGAGAACUGGCUCGGUUGGAAGAGGAACAGAAGUUGAUUCUUACCCCUUUUGAGAGGAAUCUUGAUUUCUGGAGGCAACUCUGGAGAGUCAUUGAGAGGAGUGAUGUUGUGGUUCAAAUUGUUGAUGCCAGAAACCCGCUUCUCUUCCGCUGUCCAGAUCUUGAAAAAUAUGUAAACGAAGUCUCAGUUCACAAAGUAAACAUGCUUCUUCUGAACAAAGCCGACCUGCUCACUAGAGAACAACGGCGAGCUUGGGCCCGAUACUUCCAGAAAGAGGGGAUCAGAGCAGUGUUCUGGUCUGCUUUAGCUGAGGCACAACGACUCGAGGCGGAGGAGAAGGUAAUAUAUGGAGCUGGUCUGCAGUGA